Molecule: messenger RNA, 746 nt
Organism: Scheffersomyces amazonensis
Lineage: Eukaryota; Fungi; Ascomycota; Pichiomycetes; Serinales; Debaryomycetaceae
Product: RNA methylation protein
Exons: 1
Coding region: 200-589 (129 amino acids)
Biological process (GO): tRNA methylation; peptidyl-glutamine methylation; rRNA (guanine-N7)-methylation
Molecular function (GO): protein heterodimerization activity
Source: RefSeq, a predicted model, not a curated record
AAUGAAUUAUUCUAAUAAUAUAUUUGUAAUAUAAUAUAUAACCUAUGUUACUUAUAUAUAUACAGUUAGAUAUUCAUGCACGUGAUCAUCGGUCACGCUUUUGCAUCUUACAACUUUUUUUAGACUUUUUCAAGAAGAGAUCAAGUCAUCGCCAGGCUUUAACUUAUAGCUCAAAACGUAGUGACAGUCAAAAAGUAAUAUGAAGUUCUUAACCACCAACUUUGUCAAGUGCGCUGUCAAAGGAUGUCAAUCCUCGCAGGAGUCAUUUCCUUUAAAGUAUGAAGAGUGUCAAUUAGUUCAAGAAGAACAAGAAUAUAAUCCAGAAUUCAUUACUCAUAUGUUAGAACGUUUAGAUUGGAAUGCUAUAUUGAAAGUAGCUCAUGAUUUAGGUAAUGAUAGAUUACCUCCAAACAAGCCUGAAAAUUUGGAUCCAAUAAUGGAAGAUGAUCAAGCUGUAUUAAGGGAUUUGCAUACUUUAUUAUUAGAAACUCAAAUAGUUGAAGGUAAGAUGGUGUGUGGUAACUGUGAGCAUAUCUACUACAUCAAGAACUCCAUACCCAACUUCUUGUUACCACCUCAUUUGUGUUAGUACUAACAUAAGUAACGCUUCAGUUUAGUCUGAUUGUGAGUUUCAUCUCAGUCUCAGUCUCAGUCUCAGUCUCAGUCUCAGUCUCAGUCUCAGUCUAAGCUUCCUGUACUAUAGAAAAUGUAUUAUCUGCUCUGUACAUACAUAGUCAAUAAAUACA